UUUAAGUUAUGUGCAUCCUUGGGUUCAAAAGUUAUGUGUAUGAAAAGUUUGUACUAUUCCCAAUCUAUCUCGGUCAUCGAAAUGGCGGAUAAGUCGGUAGUUCUAAUAAGUUCUGGGUGUAUUGAUGGUCUGUAUUAUUGAGACGUAAAGUAUCCCUUUUCGCGGCAAACAAGGAAAAUGUAUAAAAAAUCCAAUAACACGUACUUCAAAGUGACGGAUAGAUCUACUUUUGGAUCAUCAAUAAUCAAAGAUUUGAAGUUGCUGCGAUUGUUAGUCGAAAAAAGAUCUACCAAGUUCAAGAACGUUUGGAGCAAAAAGUCCAAAGAUCCCAUAGGCUUUGACUGCGGACACUUAUUUCUUGAUAAAUUUCGAACAUCCUUCAGUACAAAUGGAAAGCCUAAAGAGCUGUACAGAAUGCAGCCCUUAAGGUCUUCUGAGAAAGUCGAGUCGGCUGUCGUAUUUGAAAGCCCACUAGACCAACAGUCUUUUGUUAGCACAGUGGAGACAAAGGGAUUCAAGUCGUGUGUUGUAGGAGUUACUGCCAAUGGUUUCCUCUUCAGGCAAGACGUAGAUACCGGGAAAAGGCUACAGACUGUGUUUUUAUCCCGAACUAUCAAGUUUAAGAAUAUAUUCUGGGAGAGUGAUCUCACUAGACUUGUAAUCAAGUCUGUCCAUUCUAAACCCCUUCCCAGAGUUAUAAGUGGUAACAACCCUCAUGUCAAUAAUGUAUUACUGCAUCUGGCUUUGUUUGAUGUAGCACCUUUGAAGUUUGUAGCAUUGAUCCCAAUAGAAAGAUCUUUGUUUGGUUCUACUAUCACUGAUGCUACAUCCUCUAUGGGAAUUCUGUUUGUCAUGCAUCGCUCUGGUCUAAUCCAGCUUUACAGCACUCAAGAAAUAAUAGACAAAUAUUCCCAGAUUACAGACCUUGGCAAACCAUACACCAUAAAUACUUCUGCUUGCAGUAAUCCUGCUAGCGAAUUCCAUGCCAACAAUAUUGACGGGACAGGGAUUGUAGGAAGUCACCCAUUUGGCAUACCAGUCAAUGUCCACAUGGUUACCAAACCAACACUUUUAUUGGAGGUUUCAAGUCACCAGCACUCGUUAUCUUUUGGUGGAUUCCCCUGGCAUUUUGUGGUGAGCCCUCCUAGGCAAAGUAGCGUGUUCCAUGUGUACUCCAUCAAAGAGAAGGAACUAGUUGGAAAUGGUAUAAUUAAGUCAGAUGUGUUGUCAGUGGAACCUGAUCAGGCUUACUUUCAUGCCGAUCAUAGUGGCCGACUUCUACAUAUUUGCCCACAUUCAAUAAGGUUUUUAAAGCUGAAGACUCUUGGGGAUCUUGGAGUAGGGCAACUAGUGUUGGAUACUUGCUUUUCUAUUUCAACAAGAGACAACCAAAGUAAUAGAUCAACCAAAGGGCAAACAAGUUACACAUCAUCAGGUCGACUGGUGAAGUGCGUCUCAAGUGACGGUUACCAUGACCCUGAAUAUGACUCCAUUCAAGAUCUGGAUUAUGAAGACGAACUUGACCUGGUGGCGGUUCUGUCUUCCCGGGACUGCAGCACUGGUCACAUUGGCUUGUAUGAUAACCAGACAGGGGUACUUGUAAAAGAGAUUACCCUUGACAACUGGGAUGAUGAAAGCGAGCACUCUAUUAUGAUGGAGAGAGACCUCAUUGUGCACAUUUGCAGAACCCCAUUUAAAAAGUUCUCUUGCACCUUGUAUAGAUUAACGAGCUGAAAAUGUGUUGUAGAACUUUUAUAGCUGUUCUCUUUGUAAAUAUGUUUUUUAAUCUGUAAAACAAGUAAAGACCAUAUGCCAUAUUUAGAAAUACAAAGAGGAACAAGAGCUCAUUAGCCUUGUUGUCCAUGCUACCUUCGCUUCUCUUUGUUACGUAAACCCUAAACUAAUCAGGACAAUGGGAUGUCUGGUGUUAUAUAUGAAUUCCCAAGACAACAUAUCAAGAUCGAUAGGUUACGACCCUAGGGCAUUUGUUGAAUAUUGAAUAAUUUACAAAAGCGCAUUUUUGUUUGCUUCCCCCGCAAUAAGACCUUUCACUUAAAAGAGAGAGAGAGAGAGAGAGAGUAGCCUGCCUAGCGGCUCAAGGGAAGGGGGACGCAGGCAAGAGAGAGAACACGCAUACCGUAAACUGUAAUCUUUGCACCUUGGGGGUGCUUAUUUUUGUUGGGCCUUGUGGGAUGCGUGGGAGCCAGUUUUUUUUUCAAGUUCCGUUUUGAUGACAAGUAGGCUGUAAGUAGGUGCUCAGAUGUUUAUGAAGUCUUCAUUUUCUAAUUAAACAUUUUAACAAGUC
This is a messenger RNA of Nematostella vectensis (starlet sea anemone), 2305 nucleotides long. Its product is annotated as DDB1- and CUL4-associated factor 17. The transcript has 2 exons. Bases 178 to 1734 code for a protein of 518 amino acids. Gene Ontology annotation, cellular component: Cul4-RING E3 ubiquitin ligase complex. Gene Ontology annotation, biological process: protein ubiquitination. NCBI's taxonomy places the organism in Eukaryota, Metazoa, Cnidaria, Anthozoa, Actiniaria, Edwardsiidae. The record is from RefSeq and is a predicted model, not a curated record.